AGCAGUCAAUCGCCGCCCCCAUUUUUGGUGGCAGUUCCCCACACCUUAUCCAGACCGAAGAAAAGGUCGGAGAUGGGUCCGACAGAGUAACCGUUUCGGCGGCGACCCAUGGGGGCUCGGGCGAGAGAACCCCGUGUGUUUGGUCAGAUAGCAGAAAAAGAUUAAUAUUGAUUGGACCGACCCCAACCGGCUCGACCUGCAUUUUCUCCUCUCUUGACAGCAUUCUUCCUCCCUUUCUUUCCUCGUUCCUGGUCUGUCUUCCAAUUGUCUGUUCGAUCGCGGGUUGCGAAAAUGGGCAAGGUAUUCGAUGCGGCCGAGGUUGCAAAACACAACUCGAAAGAGAGUUGCUGGGUAAUUCUCUACGGGAAAGUGUACGAUGUCACAGAUUUUCUCUCAGAGCACCCUGGUGGUUCCAAGAUCAUUCUCAAACUUUCGGGUCAGGAUGCCACCGAGGAAUAUGAUCCAAUCCACCCUCCCGGCAUUCUAGAAGAGAACCUGAAGCCCGAGGCCUUCCUUGGGACCGUUGAUGCGGCCACAUUACCGAAGCCGCAGGCUGAUGCGACCCCGUCCCAGGAGGAAGAGAAGGAGGCGGAGGUUCCGAUGGAGGCUCUCCUUAACAUGGACGAUAUCGAGCAGCUGGCCACCAAGAAGGUCAGCAAAAAAGCAUGGGCUUACUACUACUCUGCAUCCGACGACAAGAUCUCGAAGCAUUUCAACACAGAAGUUUAUCGCUCGAUCACUCUGCGGCCGCGGGUCUUCAUCGAUUGUAUGAAAUGCGACUUGGACAUUUCCGUACUUGGACACAAACUUGGGAUCCCCAUCUAUAUCUCUCCCGCCGCCAUGGCUCGCCUGGGUAACCCAGCUGGCGAAGCGGGGAUUGCAGAGGCCUGCCGCAGUUUUGGUGGGAUGCAAAUCAUCUCCAACAACGCCUCUAUGACCCCGGAACAAAUUGUCGAAAAUGCCGCCCCCGAUCAGAUUUUCGGAUGGCAGUUGUAUGUGCAGACUGACCGCAAGAAGAGUGAGGUCCAGUUGGCACGUAUCAACAGACUCAAGGCAAUCAAGUUCGUGGUACUCACAUUAGAUGCGCCGGUACCUGGAAAGCGCGAAGAUGACGAGCGGGGUAAUGCUACUGGUGGUGCUGGUCAGGGUGAAAGCGGCGUUGGGAAACAACUAUUCCAAGGCACAGACCCGACGCUCACCUGGAGGGAUACACUACCCUGGUUGGCCCAACAUACCGAUCUUCCCAUAAUCCUCAAGGGUCUUCAGACCCAUGAAGAUGCGUACAUUGCAUCGCUUCACGGACCUCAGAUCAAGGGCAUUAUCCUUUCAAAUCAUGGUGGGCGCGCUCUAGACACUGCCCCUCCUGCCGUACACACCUUGCUAGAGAUCCGGAAAUACUGCCCCGAGGUUUUUGACAAACUCGAGGUGUGGAUUGAUGGUGGUAUCCGACGAGGAACAGACGUUGUGAAGGCACUUUGUCUCGGCGCAAAGGCUGUAGGAAUCGGGCGACCCGCUUUAUGGGGUCUGGGAGCCGGUGGUGUUGACGGUGUAAAGCGCACAUUACAAAUUCUGGCGGAUGAAACGGCCACCACCAUGCGGUUGCUUGGUGUUGAACGCGUAGAGCAAUUGGGACCUCAACAUAUCAAUACUCGCAUCGUAGACCAGCAAAUCUAUGAUGGACCCUCGGGCCUCGAUUCUCUACGGUCGGUAUACCGUGCCAAGCUUUAGACAAUUUAGACCGGUGUACAUUUGAUAGCGUAUGUUUGUAUACAAGAAGCAUUAUGGACAGUCGUCAUUAAUGGAUCCAAGACUGUCAGGCUCAACCUGAUGGUCGUCGUAUUUGAGUUGGUAGUACGGGGUUAGUGGCGGAGAUAACAACGGAGACCGAUCUAAACGGCCCCCCAAAACCAUUUCCAAUUGGCAUGACAUGGUCGACUUCUCAGCCUCACCUCCCCGUCCUUUGGCAUUGUCCUCGCAUUCUUAUUGGAAAUAUAUAAGAUCCAACAGAUUAUACCUGAAAUUUCUAAACUCCAAAGCUGAAUAUAUCUUCUACGUGUAACCCGCCCACAGUCCGCCCGCCGUCCGAGCAUGCUGCAAUGGCUGAAAUUCAGCCCAACGACACUCAUCUCUCUAAAGAGAGAAAGAGAACUAGA
This is a messenger RNA of Aspergillus versicolor CBS 583.65, 2153 nucleotides long. Its product is annotated as FMN-dependent alpha-hydroxy acid dehydrogenase. The transcript has 5 exons. Gene Ontology annotation, molecular function: heme binding; oxidoreductase activity. The record is from RefSeq and is a predicted model, not a curated record. Bases 292 to 1728 code for a protein of 478 amino acids. Lineage: Eukaryota; Fungi; Ascomycota; Eurotiomycetes; Eurotiales; Aspergillaceae.